ACAGGCGCGUGGACUUUCUGUGGGGACAGACUUCUUCUCCUGGAGCAGAUCAACGUUUCACAAUCUUUCCAUCCCAAACAAAUCAUUUUUUAAAGACUGGAAACCAGGGCGACGAUGUGUGGAACAAACGCUGAUCUGGAAAACAAAGGUGGUGGACGCGUGAACCAGCUGGGCGGCACGUUUCUCAACGGCAGACCUUUACCUGAGUCCAAGAGGAGGAAGAUGAUUGAGCUGGCCUCAGAGGGAGUCAGACCCAGUCAGAUAUCCAGGAUACUUCGGGUGUCUAAUGGGUGCGUCAGUAAGAUCCUGAGCCGUUACCGGCGCACUGGACUCCUGGAGCCCAAGACCAUUGGAGGGAGUCGACCUCGACUCCUCACUCCUGGCGUCAUCUCCACCAUAAUCCAGUACAAGAGGGAAAACCCAACUAUUUUCGCGUGGGAGAUCAGAAAGCGGCUGACGGCCGCGCGCUUAUGCAAAGUCUCCAAAGUUCCAAGCGUGUCCUCUAUAAACCGGAUUUUAAGGAAAAUUCACCUGGACCACGGACCCAUGUGCAUGGAGAUCAACGCGCACAUCAGCACAGAACACGAUUCUGAAUCUUUGAUGCUAGAGGAAGUGACUCACACAGAGACCCAGCGCAGCGAUGACCCAUCGCCCAAAGGCGGCCAGCAACGAAACCGCACCACCUUCAGCCCAGACCAGAGCCGAGCACUCGAGCAAGAAUUUUGUCACAGCCAGUAUGCAGACAUGUACCUGAGAGAGAAACUGUCUGCCAGGAUCAAUCUUCCAGAGGAAACUAUUAAGGUCUGGUUCUCCAACAGACGAGCUAAGUGGAGGAGGGAAACUAAACUGAGUGGACCACAGGCGUCAGACGUUCAGAAGCAACGGGAUUUGGUUCCAGUGAAUCACACGGAGCUGCACAGAUUCACAUCAGAGCAGGCAACAGGAGUGUCUAAAGUCUACUGUCACAACUCCAGCGCCUUAUCCUCCUACAGCACAGGUGCCCUGAAACUGCAAAACAGCCACAUUUCCCCCACAGAAACAGGAAUCAGAGGUUCUGGACGUCUGGCCUCCGUCUCGAUGCCCCCUUCAUUCUUCCAGCAGCCAAAUAACAUGUCGACCCCGAGCACAGACGCGGCUUCACUGGCUCUCCACACAGACAGACACACUUUCCCACUGGUUCACCAUCUCACUGACACCAGGACGUCCCUCCCUCUGAGGACAGAACGGACUCCAUGCUGGAAUCAGCAGGGGAUUUCUUUGGCGUGGAGCCACUUCCACAAAGAUCAGAGGUUCGUGUUCAACCAGCAGCACUGGGACGUCAGUACACACUAGUGCGUCUGGACUAAAUGUAUGACCAAAGUCGUCCAGCAGAGGGCAACAAGUGACUGAAGUUUCUAUAUUUUACCCAACACACACCACUUUUCUUUGAAUCUGUGCUCUUGAAAUGUCAUCAGUAAGAGGAAGUGCAUCCAAUUUAUUUUUUGUUUUAAUCUAUAACUAGUCUCAUCUACCAACAUAAAGUAUUCAGAAUUAACACAAGACUCACAGUUACUGCACUUUUUAUACUGUGUAAGACAUGAAAUGCUCAAUAAAGCUUUUGUUGUUUCACUGAUUUGACAUGUUAUGCACCAAGGUGUUGAUGAAGCUAAUUCAUUCAGGCUUGUUAUUUAAAGAGCUUCAUGAGAUAAUGAAAAGACAGUGAGUUUAAAACGAAAAGAAAAGUGCUUGACACUAAGUGACACGGGCACAAGGAUACAAAUGACUGAAGAUGAAUAAGCAACUAUAUGAA
Solea senegalensis (Senegalese sole) is the source of this 1789-nucleotide messenger RNA. RefSeq names its product paired box 4 (gene pax4). The record is from RefSeq and is a predicted model, not a curated record. The coding region runs from base 115 to 1332 and encodes 405 amino acids. Gene Ontology annotation, biological process: regulation of transcription by RNA polymerase II; anatomical structure development. NCBI's taxonomy places the organism in Eukaryota, Metazoa, Chordata, Actinopteri, Pleuronectiformes, Soleidae. Gene Ontology annotation, molecular function: DNA-binding transcription factor activity, RNA polymerase II-specific; RNA polymerase II cis-regulatory region sequence-specific DNA binding. The transcript has 10 exons.